UCUGUAAAGAAAAUCUUACCUAUGGCACUAACAGAAACAAGUAAUACAAAAAUGUUAGAAUGUGGUACAACGAGCGCAGAAGAUUCUGAUAUAAAUUAAAAUUAUAUGCAUACAGUUCAGUCAUUUUGUGCCCUGCAAUAAAUGGAGUUGCAAAAAUCGAAAAUACACAAACUGAAAGAGUUUAAGUCAAAAACAGGCGGAAACAAUGCUAAAGAUAAUCUGCAUAGACUAUUACAAAAAACAUUAACAAAUGAAUGUGCACUAAAAUGUUCGUGGAAAGGAUUCAGAAAUAAUUUCAAAAUCUCAAAUUUAUAUUUCAUAAAAAUUAUGAAAAGAGAAGUGACAUCGCGUUAUACUGUAUUUACUGUAGCCGAUUUUGAUGCUAUAAUAGCUGAAUGGCUACGCUUUGCCAAUCAGCGAAAUAAAAGGGAUACAUCGAAAGAAGAACAAUGAUGACAAUGAUAGGGCAUACAUAAAACAAUAAU
Messenger RNA from Harpegnathos saltator (Jerdon's jumping ant), 485 nucleotides. RefSeq lists its product as uncharacterized. The record is from RefSeq and is a predicted model, not a curated record. Lineage: Eukaryota; Metazoa; Arthropoda; Insecta; Hymenoptera; Formicidae. The transcript is spliced from 3 exons. The coding region runs from base 142 to 453 and encodes 103 amino acids.